Oryza sativa Japonica Group (Japanese rice) is the source of this 999-nucleotide messenger RNA. Its product is annotated as protein DMP2. The record is from RefSeq and is a predicted model, not a curated record. Gene Ontology annotation, biological process: endomembrane system organization. NCBI's taxonomy places the organism in Eukaryota, Viridiplantae, Streptophyta, Magnoliopsida, Poales, Poaceae.
UGGAGCAGCAGUCUCUCGUGCUGCCAAGUGACAAGUGCAACAAUAAUCGUUCACAUAGGGAAAACAAAAAAGAAAGGUAGAAGCCCCACUCUCCUUGUACGUACGACAGCAUGAUCGGCGGCGCCGCCAGGCCACCGACACCGCCGGCGGUCGUCGACAAGACGAUGUGCGCCGCGUGCGACAUCCUGAAGCUCCUACCGACAGGCACCGUGCUGGCCUUCCACGAGCUGGCGCCGUCCUUCACCAACCACGGCGGCGCGUGCGGCGCGGCCAGCCGGUACACCACCGCGGCGCUCAUCGCCGCCUGCACCGCGUCCUGCGUGCUGCUCUCCUUCACCGACAGCCUCGUCAGCCAUGUCGACGGCCGCCGCCUCUACUACGGCGUGGCCACCCUCCGGGGAUUCCGCCCGUUCAACUUCGAGGGGACGCGCGAGGAGAUGGAGGAGAGGUUCGGCGACCUCCCGGGGAUGAAGGUCAGGGCGCUGGACUUCGUGCACGCGCACGUCUCGGCGGUCGUGUUCGUCGUCGUCGCGCUCGGCAACGCCGACGUGCAGGGCUGCCUCUUCCCCGACGCCGGCACUGGCUUCACGGAGAUGUUCAGGAACCUGCCAAUGGGAUUAGGGUUGCUGGCCAGCAUGGUGUUCAUGAUCUUCCCUACUACCAGGAAGAGCAUCGGCUACACGGACAUGAUGCCGCACAAGGAAGACUACGGGAAAGGAGGUAAUAAUAUUCCUGGCCAGACCACGCCGUCGGUGUGAUGAAGUAAACAUAACAUGAUACUCCAUUUAUACUUUAUAGGAAGGUAUAAAUGACUGUACAGUGUAAAUCCGUAGUGGUGUGUAGAAGUUGGUAUAUAUAUUGGACAUAUAUCCAAGCAUGGAACUGUAGAAUGUACUCAUGUGGGGCUUUAAGCCCUCUUUCUUUAUAUCUAAACUAGCAUAUAUGUGGUGUAAAAAAAUCAUCGGAAAUUACAUAUAUCUCGCGCGUUGCAGCGGAAUU